Molecule: messenger RNA, 9653 nt
Organism: Diabrotica balteata
Lineage: Eukaryota; Metazoa; Arthropoda; Insecta; Coleoptera; Chrysomelidae
Source: the annotation of a GenBank genome assembly
GACAUAUAAACACAAGUGAUGAAACGAAGCAUGAAACAGGCUAAUUAUAUGAAUAUUUAAGCGUUUAAAGUACGAAUUGUAAAUAAAAAAGGUUUAAAUGUUUAAUAAAUAUACGUUUUAAAUUUCAAAGAAAUGGGAUCCACAAGCUCUCAUUUUCAAGACACAUUUUCUGAAAUAUUUACUGAAGAUUCCAUAAACACACUUCUAUCAGAUGAAAUAAACAAAUUAACCUAUGAUGAUUUCCUUAAUUUAGUUGGAGAAUUAAAUUUAUUAUCCAAAAAAUGUCUAGAUGCAAAUGGAAAUCAGUUGGUAUUUGCUGUGAAGAAAGAUACAGAUUCCUCAAUAUUUUGGAAAGCUACAGUGCAAAUCGCAUGUGUUAAAAUAGAUCCAGAAUGCCAGAAAGUCAUUACAUUUAGACUUCUAUCACUCAAUGAAUUUAUUAAAGUAUUUAAAACAUUAAAGUGCCAAACAAUGGCUGUAGAACAGUGUGAAAGCAAUAAUGAUAAAGAAGAUGUAGAAGAUGAUAUGUCAAUAUCUGGAAUAUUAGAUAGAGUAUCUGAAUCGAGUACAGAUAGCCAAUCUAUAUGUUGUAUUUGUUUUGAAAGGAAACAGGAAAUACUAUUACCUUGUGCUCACAGUUAUUGUUUACCUUGUAUAGAAGAAUGGAAUGAAUGUCAUGACACUUGUCCCAUUUGCAGGGAAAGGUUAGACAGUACAGAUGAUACUUGGGUUCUAUCAGAUGUACCGAAAGCAGAAGAAAUCAGUAAAGAAAUACGUGAAAACCUUUUAGAUCUGGCUAAUAAAGACAGAGCAUCAGCUUGCACUCCGUUUUAACAAUAUACAUUUUUUGUUUACACAUUGGAGAAAAGUGGACUUAGUAUCACAGUUUAGUGAAAAGUAUUUGAUUAUAUGAGAUAUAUUUUAAUAAGUACAAAGUUACAGUUGUUAGCACUUACAUAUUGGUUGACUGGUUGCUGCGUACACAGCUUUUUGAAACAAACAAGUGUUAUGUGAGACUCAUAUAGUAAUAAUUGCAAUGGAUACGAGAAUUGCUCUGUAAAUUUUUAUCUAAAAGAAAAAGUACAAUUUUUUAUUAAAAUAACUUAUUGAUUUUCAUAGUAAUAACUUAAUUGAAAUCACAAUUCGUUCAAAACAUGUUUGCCAGGAAAUACAUUACCAAAAAUAAAUCAUUUGGUGCAAAAUAUAGAAGAUUACCAACUGUAGCACAGGUCAGUUUAAUCUAAGUCAUUUUUCUUUUUUACUGCUCUAAUGUCCACCUGACAGCGAUUAACAUGGGAAAACCCUCUCCGUCUUAAGUUGUUCUAAACAGUUGUUUGCUCUCCGUAGUCCAGUCCAUUUCUGAUAUUUUUUUAACCAAGAGACUUAUGGAGAUUAUUAAAUCAACUUCCCCUUAGUAUGUGUCGAAGUAAUGCUAUUUUUCUAAAUUUGACGCUAUCAAUCAACUCAUGUGAAUCAGUGUGUUGUGAUAGGAACUGCUUCAUUUGUUUACAUAGCCGUCCACAAUAUUUGGAGUGUUGUUCUCUAUAAUAUUGAAUAUUUUCGAGGUCCAUUCUUCUACACCAUAUAAGAGACCUUACCAUACAUAAUUUUUGAUUAUGUGUUUCCGAAGUUGAAUUUGCAAGUGAUCGUUUGAGAAAAGUGACCUAAUUUUUAAAAGUCUUAUACGAGCUACCUACCUAAUCUAACCCUGGUCCUACCAAAGAUUCCAGUGCUGUGUAAAUAUAUACUAGCAUAAAACAUUAUAUUACCUAAAUUCUAAAAUGUAUCACUUUUACCUACACCUUUAAAUUCACAAGAAACAUAUUUAGAUCAGUAAUGCAUCUUAAUAUGUGUCUAAAAGCAUAAAGAGGGUAAUCCCCAAAAUGUGGUGUACACAGAGGUACUUUUAGGUGAUUCAUAGACCUCACAGCAGACGAAACUAAAUAUCACAAUGCUUAGAAUUAUGAAUCAUGUGAAACGUGAAUCACGUUUAUCUUUUAUAUACAGGGUUGACUAUUGAGACCUUGAUACUUAGCAAUUAUCAUUGGAUUUUGUGAAAAUACUAAAAAAAGUCGAAUUUUUCUCCAAAGGUGAUAUUUUUUAACGAUAUCGAUAUCUGCCAUUUAUCAACCCUUUCCAUUCUAAUAUCACACUUGGUGCAAUACUAUUAGACUAUUAUUUCGCUGGAAAAUUUAGGCAUCCAUAUUUUUUUAUAUAUUAAAUCAGUUUUUUAAGUGUUACACCUCCUAAAAACUUAACGCCCAUGUUUUUCUAGUGUCAAUUUAAGUUUUUCCCAACACAUAAAACAAUAAUUAACAUUAAAAUGAAAUUUGCAACUUUAAUACGAAACUUUAUUAAAUGUUACGUAAAUAAAAUGAACUAAAUUUUAAAUUAAUAAAUUAAUAAUUUAAGACAGUUUACUUUACGAUGAAUAUUUUGAAGCAUUUCAGGAGGUACUAGACUACAUUCAUGCACUAUUCGUUGUCUUAAUUCUUCCAAUGAAGAAUAUUAUCUUAUAUUUCUUGUUUUUUAAUUAGACCGAUAGGAAAAAGUCCAGGGGUUUAAAUCGGGGGAUCUUGUUGGUCAUUCAAUAAAACCUCUUCCUUUAAUUCAUUGUCUAGGAAACCUUUCAUAAUCAAGGUAUCGCAUUACGUUUAUGUUACAAUGCGGAGGUGCACCGCCUUAUUGGAAAAACAAAACAGUGAGUACCUGUUUUCAUUUUUUAUUAUAGCUGUUAAAAUGGAAUCAACUGUGUCCUCUAAUUAGAUAUGCUUCUUCAAAUUUUGUUGCAAAAAGAAUUGCCCAAUAAUACGAUCCACGUAAAUUACUGCCCAUACGUUUAAUUUCAAUGGGUGUUGGGUAUUUCCUGUAAAACAAUAUGAUUUUCAUUAGCCCAAUAACGGCAAUUGUGUCGAUUUACAGUACUAUUUAGAAAAAAUAACAUUCAUCCUAAAAUCAAAUAUUAAAUAAAAGUUUUGAUUAAUAUAUAUUUAUUUUCUGUCAUCUCACAAAACUGUCGACUUUAUCAUGGCCUUGUACCAAGUGUAUUUUGUAGGGAUUAAAUUUGUUAUGGUUUAGUUCUUUGUGGACGAAAACACAGUUAACAGUGCGCGAAACACCAGAUUCUUGAAUUAUUUUUUAGUACUUGAAGUACUUCCAAAUUAACAUUUCCUAAAAUUGCUACUUCUGCCGCUUCAGUCCUAAUGUAUUUUUCACAUUUCCUACUGAUCCCGUUUCAUGAAUUUUUUAACUAGUUUUCAUACGGGUGAUUAUUGCUUAUCUUAAUGAAGUUGAUUAAAUAAUUUCGCUGUUCUUGCAUAUUUUUCAUUUUCAAAAAAUAUGGAAUUAAUUUCAACGCAUUCUACAAGAGAAUAGACCAUUUCAAACGAAUAUUACGCAUUCCACAAGAGAAUAGACUAUUUCGAAGGAAUUUAAAAAAUACUUAUUUAAUAUCGCUGUUAAACGCUACCAACAAUAGUUCAAAUAAGUUUUUGCAAAUUCCUUUUAAUGUACGUUUUGACGUGAAGGAAAAAAAUUUCCAUUAACACUACCAAAACACAGCGUUACAUUUAGUUGUUAAGAGGUGUAACACUUUUAAUUAAUAAAUUGAUAUUUUUCACAAGAACAGAGUUAAUAUGAAAAGAAAAAUCAUUAAUGCCUGAAUUCUUCAGUGAAAUACCUGUCUAAGGAUGUGCUCUAUCCCAAGCGUUUUAUCCCUAUUUGAAAUUAAGAAUUUGUGGUACUGGAAGGUAGGGGGUUGACAAAUGACAGAAGUCUGUAUCAACCUCUUUGGAAUAAAAAUCGACCUGUUCAGCAUUUUCAAAAAAUACAUUGGAUAUUUUCAAAUAUCAGGUUGCUCCCUUUUGAGUGAACAACCUAUUGGCCAUAAUAUUAUGCCAUUUGGUAUUAAAUUGUUCUGUUGCCAACAAUAAAUAAUUUACACAGUGUCUGUGUUUUGGAAAUCAAAAUAGCCUUUGAAGGACCAGGGUUUAAAAAUCCGUUGUUCCAGAAUUCGCUCGGUUGAAUAACAAUUUGUAAAUAAGUUGACAAAGACAGGCUUCAGUUUACAAAGCAACAGCAUUGAUCCGUAAGAGGAUUGCUGUAACAUACUUAUGGAAUCUCUACACUACAUGGUAAUAUAGUAAGAGAUCAUAUGAUUUUAUCUUGCGGAAUCGGUACCGCCCUAUUCUUCUGUGACGAGCUAUGACGAGCCGCAUGACAAAAUCAUAUCGCAAAUCGCACAGUGUAAACAUCUAAAUUUCAUUCCAUAACCAAAUAAUAUAAUAAAUCAAGUCGACUUUAGCCUGUCUACUAAAGAAAACUGCAAGAAUAUAUUUGUUUCAUUAUCUUGCAACUGUCCCAAAUUCCGUAGGGCAAAUUAAAAGAAGAUUGGUGAUUAGUAUUGUGAUUUUUACUUGUAUUCCCAUUGCUUUAUAAGCUCUAUUAGUUAAAAUUUGCAGAACAAUUAGUGUAUAUUGUCAUGCAUACUGUCAAACUUCUGAGCAAACACCACAGUGUGUUUAAAUUGUUUACUUAAAUUGACUGGUCGCUGAUUAAUCGUGGUGGUAAAUAGUUGAUCGAUAGGGUGAAGAAAUAACUUAUUUCAUGAAAUCUCUUCACACGUUCUUAACUGUGCUCUUAUGGCAACAUAUGAAAAAAAAAAACUAAAAAUAUAAAAUUGUAACGACUUGUCCUAGGGCUGACAGGGUUGCCGUCUAGGAAAAUUAAAACUUAGGGCUAGUAAAUUACAUAUACAUAGAAUAAGAUAUUUUGAAACAAUUUUAAACGAACUCCCCGUUGAAGGGUACCUUCAAAUUAGAUAAUAAAUUUAAAUAAAUUCUUAUGUAUCAAUAUUAUCACUAACACUUUCUUGCUGCAUUGGCAACGGACACAUAUGACGAACAGAAGUUUUUGACAUACAAUUUUUUUUUACCUCUGGUUGUUGAUAACUACGAAUUUACACUAAAGUUCCAUUCUUUAAAUGAGACGAAAUUUCUUUACAUUUGUAUUGAUGUUACAGUUGCGAAACGUAUUGUAGUAUCGUUUUGUAGUUGGAGAGCCUGCCUAUUGGAAUUGCGCUUAAGUCAGUGUCGGGAAUGAUUGUAAUAGGAUGGCCAAUCGGGAAAUGGGAAGGAGUAAUUGGUGUUGGGUCAGUUGGGUCAUUAGAGAGAAUAUGAGAGAUAUUUUAAAAUUCAGAAUGUCUUUGUUACCAUUACAUUGUACAUCUAAGGUGUCACAGCUUUAGUGUUCACCAAAAUUUAAAAUUUCACUCGGAAUAUCGCAGCAUGGAUUAUUCAUGAGAAAACUCUGAUUAUUUGUAACCCAUUUUCUAAGUAUGAAUUGUGCUGAUUUUAAUAUGUCUGAAAUAUCUUUACAUCGGGCUUGUAAUUCUGAAAGGUCAUUAGAACCCGUUACUAGGUCUUCAACAUAGAAAUUAUUAAAAAAUUUCUGUGAAGCUGACGGUAAUGUAUCGCAGUGAUCAAUUGUUAAUUGAUUUAUGCAUUUUCUUGCUAAGUAAGAUAGAUAGAUAAGUGUUUAAUUGAUAAAUUGUAAAUUCAUUUGCUGGGUUGUCUCUCCACAGGAUCUGUUGAAGGGUUUGUAUGCAUCAUGUAUAAGGAUCUGCCUAUACAUUUUCUAACGUCAGCAGACAUAAUUUAUUUGUAUAGUCGGAACCUAAUUAAAAUAUCAAAAAUGUUGUUUUGCACUUUUGGUCCAACAUAUUGUAACUCAUUGAGAUACCAUUCAGAACUACUUGGACUUGAUCCAUCGAAGACCACUCUAAGUUGAGUAGUCAGACUACUAGGCUUGUAUAUGCCAUGGUGGGGAAAGACAUAAGUUGGUUCAGUGACCAUGUCACUUUCACCUGCAGUUUAUCAACAAAAUACAUCGCCAUCAAUUAAAACAAUAAAACAAAGGUUUAAAUGUUUAUUUUUUAAAUUUUAUAAUCGUUUAUAGGGUAGUGUUUAUAAAUGGAAAGUUUUUAAUCGAAAUUAGAAAUCGAUAUAAUUAGCGACUCUUCUUACAAUAGCACCGACCUUAUAAUAGUAACAAGGUAAUAAAAACAUGUUAGGAGUAUGGAGAAGACAAUACAACUUCGAACUUUAUAGAAUAUACCAGGAACGAGAUAUCGUAAAACACAUUAAGAUAGGACUUCUGAGAGUUCUGAGGUGGAUAUAGCAUGUAAUGCGGAUGGAACAAAAUGUCCCAGCUGGAAAAACGCUCUUCGAUGGUUAGGGACGACUGGAGAGAAUUUCUUGAAAAGGCUAGGAUCCACGCAGAGUUGUAAAGCCAGAAUGAUGAUAUGAUUUAAAAAAAGACUCGCGCAAUUUUAACUCGCUGCCCCCUCUCCCUAUCCCCAAAAACGUAAUUUUUUUGUUGUUUUUUUUUCGGUGGGUUUCAAAAUUCCCACGCAUAGUUGAGGUUUUUACAAAACUUGUCUAUUUUUUAUAUCCAUAUUGGUUGAGUGUACAUAACCUAAAAAUUCAUUUUUUUUUAAUGCGUAUAACUUUGUUUUGGAGAUGGCUGCAGGAUAAAUUUUCUGGUAUUUUCCCGGUUUAAAACCCCGAAACACUAUUUUAGAGGUUUUUGGGGAUUUUCCCCAUUAUAUAGACUUCAAAAUAAAUAAAAUCAAGGUUUUUUAUAGGUUAUAUGGAUGGUGUUAUGCAAAAAAAAGAGUCAACCCACACAAGUCUGAUUUUAAAAUAAAUAGCUUUAAAGUCUAUAAUCUCUUAAUUAAAAAUUUUAAUAUUAUUUAAGUGUUUCAAAUAGUUUUAAUCAUCUUUGUUAAAGUCCACAUUUUCUACUCCAAAAUCAUCAUUAAAGUCCAGCUAUUCUUAAGAAAUUAGAAAAUGGUUUUAGAUCUUAUGGUACUAACUUUAAUAUUUCUUUGAGAUCUUUAAUUUUUUCUUUGAAUAGUGGUUUACCUGUUGGCCAUAUACUCUGAUCCAACUCUACACCUUUGCACGAUUUCUGCAGUCGACCUUUUUUCUACAUCUAUUAUCUGUACGUUUUCUUCUGUUAUGUCUGGAUUUAUGUAGAGCAAGAAGAACUCACUCUUUAAAACUUUGAUUUCAUGAGUCUUGAGCCAAUUUACUUUCUCUUUCUCUGAGUCAACUUUUAUGUCUAUGAUACAUUCCAAUAGUUUGUCAAUUAACACAAUUUCUCUACUUUCUAUUUUGGUAACCACAAAUUUGUUUUUUCCUCCAAUCUUUCAUAACGCUGUCUUAUUUUUUAAUUACAUAGAACGUAAACAAAUGAAAAACAUUGAAUUCUAUGAGUGAGAGAAUUUUGUCUAUCUUAAGGAGGGGUACCUAAUUAAUAAAAAAAUGUUUGUUUAACCCUUUUUAAGUAAAAAUUUGACACCCAAUAUUUUUUUACGUGUAUUGUGGAUAAAGAUGAGUCAGGCCAUACCAACAUAUUUGGAUCAUUAGUAAUCAUGGUAUAAUAUGGGUACACUUUUGUCUUUUUAAAACAGCAUGUGUACUUUAUUUAAAUGAAUAAUAAUAAUAAUAAAGACGCAUACGUAUGCUCUCGGAAGUUUGACUGUAAAUAUGCUUGUGAGGGUGUUUGGCAUAUAAGAGGCCAGGUGUUACUUGUAAAUAAUAUUGAAAUUAAAUUUCAUAUUUUUUUAAGAAGGACGUGGCUUAAAUAAACUUGUUUAAAUAUAACAAUAGUUUUUUGAGAACAUUAUUGUAUCAAAUUUGAACAAUUUUUUACAUUUGGAUUAUGAAUUCGUUUUAAAAAAAAUGUUAUAUUGGUUAUUCAUUAUCACUUCUAUCCAUCAUUAUCGAUGACUUGGAUGAUACCAGAAGGUUUAAAAAUCAUGUUUUGAAUCUUCUAUUGGCCUCAGAACUUCAAAACGAUUCAAAGUUUAAUAAAACGCCAACUUAAGCUAAAUAUAGUUUUAUUUGCUUCAAUUCGAUAGCAUUUCAAAUAAAAAAUGUCUUACAAGCUUUUAAAUGUUAUAAAAUUUUUAUCUGGAAAGUUUAUAAGCUCGCAUGAUAUCACCAUUAGUAGCUUCUUGGAAAAGAUUAGAAAUAUGUUAUAGUACAAACUGUCAAUUGCGAAAUACUCGUAUAGGAAGGACGUCUAAGUUUUUACAAAACAAAGGAGGGAAAAAUAUGUUUCAGAAGAAAGUAUAAUACUACUUUUUAAACUAUUUUGCUUCAUGUUUUUACAUAUUUAAAAUACAUACUACAGUAACAAAAAAAUUCAGCAGUAUAGGCCCCGAUCUGGAAAUUUUUCAUUAUGACGUUUCAUCUGCAACCGAGAAAUUAUGAAAGGUUACAAAAUUGCAACUAUAACCUUCAAGUAUCCCAAAUGUUGUAUUGGUUGGUCCAAACUGGUAUUAGAAUUUUUGACUGGUCUGUAUAGAAAUUCUAUUUAUUUCGUAGUAUUGAGAUCCAUAUUAUGUUUAGGGACAGACCCCCUUAUUUACAACUAUAGUUGGUUAAGUACUUUGUUUUCGAUAGCCGAGCUGAAUAUAUGUGGGUAGUAGUUUGUUAUUCUUGUAAUCACCUUUGUUUAUUUGUUUCAUUAAUUUGCUCUUUCUCUUGCAUGAUAGUGUAUUCUGCAACAGUUGAUGUUUCGCAGUGACAAAGGCAGUUCCAACUUGCAUACAUUAAACCACAGCUAAAGAGAAUGCGAUAAAUUGUUGGAGAGGAUAAUGGAGUAGCACGGUUUGUUAAGUUUUUUAUGAUCCCUCUCUUUUGUUUAGGUUAGUGGUUUCGGUUGCUGUUCAAGGACGGUCAGUGUGCGUAGUUUUUCAUUAGACUCUCCAAAUGUAAUUAAUUUGUUCUCUAUUUUAACCAAAACGAGAAAAUUGGAAUAUCUCGGACAUAUUGCACGUGGUGAGAGAUACAACUUACUCCAACUGAUUGUGCAAUGAAAUAGAAGCAUUCGUCGAGAAGAUGCCUCUUGAAAGAGAAGAUUCCAAUCUAAACUGGAUUUUAUACUUUACGGAUUUUAUCAAUUUAAAAAAAAUCGUAGUUUCAUUUUUCCUAUUACCCCAGAUCACAAAAGUGUCAUCCAUAUAACGGAAACAACACAAUGGGUAUUUAUCUACUAAUUAUAUAGCUUUUUAUUCGUUUUUUUUUUUAAUGAAAAAGUUUGCAAUAACUUGAAUCAACGGACUUCUCAUUGCCACCCCAUCAGUCUACUCCCACUGAGAAUGUGUUGUGAUAAGGCAGUGACAAAAGUGGUUUGUGGUGCGUUUUGAGAACUGCUUAUUAAUGUAUAGAGUCUCACUCACUGAUACCUCAAUAAAUGGUGAAACUAUGUCAAAACUAGUAUAUCGGCCAGUUCUAGUGUGAUUUCCUUUAACUUCUCGAUAAAGAAUUUAGAAUCUGUGAUAUAGCAAUUGUUUUGAAUCAGAACCAGCUAUUUCCCCAUUUUCUCUCAUUACUGGAGAUAUCAAUACAAUAAUUUUAUGCUGAAUAUCUUUGAUGAAAGAUUAAUUAUUAAAUUGUCUAAAGUUAUAUAUAGCAUUUAAAUCUUGCUUAUUAUCAAUAAAAUGUGUCAUUUGUAAAAACUUAGAAGUAGCUUUUGUGUUUUUAAUUCUGUAUGAAAUGUAAUACUUUAAGUUUUAGAAUAUCUCGAAUAUUUUUUAUUUGUAUUAGAAUUAAAAUAUUUAUAAAGUAUAGUUUUAUUUAUAU